GAGGCUAGUAGUUACCUUCCGCUUUCUCUUUAAACUCUCUCUCUCUCACACUCAUCCCUUUCCCUGCUAAAAUUGAAGAACCCUAAUAAACCAUUUUCCCUGUAGAUCUUCCUUUAUCCCAUGCAUUUCGACUGAAAUUUUCAGGAAUUUGCGUAUCCGAAGAUCCAAAACGCUGUUUUCUUCUCAAUCUCGUUUCAGAUCGUUUAAGGUGAAAAGGCAAUGGGUGCAGGGAGGAAGAAGGAGACCUACACGUUGGCUCCAGAUAGCCUUAACUCGUAUGUGAAUUGGAACGCGAGGAAUCUUGAGAAGAGAGAUCUCUGUGGAGUUAUAUUUGGAUGCAAGUUCAGCACUAUCAAAGAGUGUUACGCUAAGAAACUGUUUGGUUUGCCAGCUGCUCACAUGGCGUAUAUCAAGAACAUUGAUCCUGGUUUGACGCUGUUUCUGUUUAACUACAGUGAUAGAACGCUUCAUGGUAUCUUUGAAGCUGCUAGUGAAGGAGAGUUGAACAUUGAUCCCAAAGCUUGGUCUCCUAAUGGGACUGAUCCGAGUCCUUACCCUGCUCAGGUAAAGAUAAGAGUCAGAGUGAGGUGUGAGCCCUUGGCUGAAGAGAAGUUUAGUCCAGUGAUUGCUAAUAAUUACCAGGAUGAGAAGAUGUUUUGGUUUGAGCUUGACCGAGAUCAGACGAACAAGCUGCUCCGUAUGUUUUCACCGUCUCCGUUUGUAAGGGCACCUCCAACAUCCAAGUAUGUUGCGCCACAAUCCAGGAAGGCUAUCCCGGCAUCUUCACUUGUGGAGAUUGGUGACUCGGGAGCAGCACGUGUUGAUAAGUGGAGCAGUCUUUUCAAAUCUUCAGAUGAUUCAAGUGAGAACAAGGGAGAAGAUUCAACUGCAGCACACAGAGCAGGUCCAAGAUUAGUCAACCUUGGCAAAGCUGAGAAAGCAGUGGUGCAAUCUGGUGUAUCAUACUCAUCAGUUCUGAGAAACGUGUCUGAGUCUUCAACUUCAACGAAUGAAGUUCCAUCUCAAGCAAGUAAAGGAGUUGAAACCCCUUGGUCAUCUUCUUCUCGAGCUCUCUCCUCACGCCAAGACAGUACCAAGGGAACUUCUGGUGCAGCUCUCAACAUGAUAGCACAUGGCAAGGACGUUUCUGCUGAGGACACACAGUCAGAGAUCGAUUGGGAUGCUGCAUCAAAUUUUCAACCACAUCUGGAAGGACUGAACAGGAUUUUGGAGGAACCUGACGAUAAAGAUGGGCUCAACAGUUUUGUGGAUAACACAGGAUUUGCACCUUCUUCUAUGGUGCCCAGUCACUGGGAAGAUGGGAUACCGCUCUCGGACUAUGAAGAAGGGAAUGUAGACAAAUCGCCUUGUGGGUCUUCUUAUGUUUCCGCCAUGACAGGAGACGCAGGUGAGGACAAUGGAGUUGACAGAGAGAAGCUUCGUAUGGAUCUUUCCAAGAUGGAAAUGGAAAACCCACCCACUUACCUGGACAUCUUGAGUGAGAUAUGGGCGGAAGUGAAAGAUUUGAAGAAAACUCAGAUGAAACAAGCUGAGUAUAUGAUUACUUUGCAGAUGGAGCUGCUUGAAUCAAGAAAAGAGAUACUUCAACUGAAAAGGACAUAGGGAAGUUCGUAAGCAUAUGGUAACACAACAGAGACUCAGGGAGUUUGCAGUCCCCUCUGCAUACUUGCUUUUGUUCUAACAAAACUGAAGAAACAAGAAAGUUAGAAUCUUUUGGGUACAAAAUAAUGUUUUAGUUUGUUGAGAAAAACUUGUAGGUGGUUGUGAAUCCUUUUGACUUGGUAUGCUUUCAGUUUGAACUUUUAACUUUCAAGUAAGCAGUGCUCUCAGGAGGAGAAUGUUUAGGGGUCAGAUAAGAGAUUCU
Raphanus sativus (radish) is the source of this 1885-nucleotide messenger RNA. RefSeq lists its product as uncharacterized. The coding region runs from base 220 to 1623 and encodes 467 amino acids. The transcript is spliced from 6 exons. Gene Ontology annotation, biological process: response to endoplasmic reticulum stress. The record is from RefSeq and is a predicted model, not a curated record. NCBI's taxonomy places the organism in Eukaryota, Viridiplantae, Streptophyta, Magnoliopsida, Brassicales, Brassicaceae.